UUUCCUUCUCUUGGUCUUGACAAGUAGGCGCUAGGUAAUGACAAGUAAGUUUACCAGCCGGCCGACCGACGCCCAUGCCUUUGGCCAUGAGUGGCUCCCUGAUGACAAAGCAGGAAUCAAUAUGUCCACUAGUUUUGAUUGAGUGACCAAUAGUUCUAGUGACGUAUGUGCCACUUUAAGAUUUUGUACCAGGAGAAGGCCCGGCGUAUCUCCCCCUCGACUAAACAUGGCGACUUCCAAGAUACGUCUGUUCUACUUUGCGUACAGGGGGCGGGCGGAGGUGUCCCGCAUCAUCCUGGCGCAUGCAGGGAAACAGUACGAUGAGGUCACGUUCCCGCAUGCGGAAUGGCAAAAGUACAAGCACCAGGCUCCCCUUGGCCAAUGUCCUAUGCUAGAGGUGAACGGCAGACGGUUCCCCCAGAGCAUGGCUCACUUCACCUAUCUGGCCCGCGAGUUUGGCCUCUACGGCAAGACUAACAUGGACGGCCUGGUCAUCGAUGUCGUCAUGAAUACGCUAGAAGAUGUGUACAAAGCAGCCGCCAAGAGUUGGUACUUGGAAGAUGGACCGGAGAGAGACAAACAGAUGGAGAUCUGUCGACAGGAGGAAACACCAAAGUAUCUGGCCUACUUGGAGAAGCUUCUGUCGGACAACGGCUCAGGUUACUUUGUAGGAAAAAGUCUUUCUCUAGCAGACAUAGCAGCCUUCGACGCGCGCAGCAGCUACCUAAAGCUUUUCCUCAUCUUUGACAACAGAUACCCGCUGUUGGAGAAAAACGCUCAGCUCGUGUUGGACAAUAAGAACAUUCAAGAUUACAUCGACACCAGAAAGGACUAUGUAUGGUGAAUUUCUCCCGGAGAUGGGGAUGUUUCUGAGGAUGGUUUGCUUGAUUCUGCAAGGGUGAUAGUGAUAUGUAUGUAAAUCUAUUCCUAACUUUCCGGUCCUGCCAUGGUACAUUUUGACCCCCUCCCUCGCGCACACUCUAUUAAAGUAAGUUUAAUACGUCUUUCAAGUAUAACAAAAAAUAGCUCCAACGAGAGUGGUGAUCCUGGAUGCAAGUGAUUGGCAAAGAAUUUUUUAAUAAAGGUCUCAAGUUUACUUUUACCAUGUUUUGUUAAGUUGCAUCUAGUGUCAGUGCUUUUUUAGCGGAGUUAGCCAUUUCUUUUUACAUUGUCUUGUAUGUGCCAAAAUCCCAGUACAUCCCUAACUGUGUGUGUGCCUGGUGAAAGGUGCCUAAUGACGUAUUUUGAAAAAUCCCGGGUUUUUUUGCAUUUUCAUGUACAGAGGCCAUUUCUGAACAAUAUGCUUUUUGAAUUUUUAAGUUGUCUUUAGUAGUUUUUGAGAUAUAUGUGAUUUUGUAAGGCAGGGUACGGAAACAAAGCUAUACAUUUACAAGUUUGCUCUUGAAAAAACGAAAGGGUGUGGAUGCGCCAAGCUUUGCUUUGUUUACAUCUUCUAAAAAUUCAUGCGCGCCACCUGCCACUAGAGAAGGGAGAGAAUGGCCUAAAUUUUGGUAUGCAAUGUGAUUGGGUUGACUUUAUGAAUGGAUAUAGGAAACCAUCCGCAAUGUUUACUCGGAAAACCAAUUUUCUUACGUACGCAUUUUUUUGGAUUAUGCAAUAUACCUCGUGUUGAAAAAGCAUCUAUGGAAACGUAUUUUAAAGUUAAAGAAACUCAAGUCCUUUUAAAUAUCGAUAUACGAAUGGCUAGAGAAUCCAUUUUUAAUGGAACUUAAUGUUUGUCAAAAUUUCUCCCUGGUAUCUCUUUUUCGAGCAAAGAUGUCUUCUGGUACCUUUCACCAGGCACGCUCACAAACUUCUGGCCAGCCGGUACCUACGUGCCACACAUCACUGGACUACAUCACUCCCCGCUACACCCCACACACUGGCUAGUCUUCCAUACACCACACGUGUAUGUAGGAGUUGCUGGCCGACCCACAUAGUCCCGGUUCCCCCACAACCUGUGAUUGACAGGAAAGCUUGUAAUCUCAGAAAGGGUGACCUGAGUUACUAUCGUCUCUUAUGAAGUAUUGUCCUGUCCCAUAUAUAUAUAUGCUAUAUAUUUUUUUAUAUAGUGUUGCCACGAUCUAUUUAAUCAAUCUAUUGUUUUUAUAUAUAGGGCUGCCAUGAUCUGUAAUACAAUAUAUUGUUGUUAUAAGGGCUGACGUGAUCUAAUACAAUGUAUUAUUUCUAUGUGGCGUUGCCAGGCUCUAUACUAAAACACCAUGUAAAACGAUCUAACACCUAGUCUUCUCGGAUAAGGACGAAAAAAUCUUGGAGGUCCCGUGUGCAAGUUGCUCACGUUAAAAGAUCCCGUGGUGGUCUUAAGAUCAACAAGAGUAGGCUUCGGCCGCCACCCGGGCAAAAUUCAAAAUUAAUUCCUACCAAACUGGAAACUUCUUUAUCAUGCGCGCCACAUGAUGCUCAUACGAUCUUAUAACAUUCGUGAGCGCUGUAAAACACUUACCUUACCAAAACAAAAACGAAAGUAUAGACUUGGAUCAUGAUAUUCCUAGACUGCACUGAGGCUGUGGACACGGGUCUCUCACGGUCAUCACCGUCACCCUGACAUGUGUGUUUCCCUCACUCUCUGAGCCCACGGAUCAUUCACACACACUGGCUGUAGUCUUCCAUACACCACACGUGUAUGUAGGAGUUGCUGGCCGACCCACAUAGUCCCGGUUCCCCCACAACCUGUGAUUGACAGGAAAGCUUGUAAUCUCAGAAAGGGUGACCUGAGUUACUAUUGUCUCUUAUGAAGUAUUGUCCUGUCCCAUAUUUAAAUACUAUGCAUUGUUUUUAUAUCGUGUUGCCACGAUCUAUUUAAUCAAUCUAUUGUUUUUAUAUAUAGGGCUGCCAUGAUCUGUAAUACAAUAUAGUAUUGUUGUUAUAGGGGCUGACGUGAUCUAAUACAAUGUGUUUUUUCUA
This is a messenger RNA of Aplysia californica (California sea hare), 2925 nucleotides long. RefSeq names its product glutathione S-transferase 1. The transcript is spliced from 4 exons. Gene Ontology annotation, biological process: glutathione metabolic process. Lineage: Eukaryota; Metazoa; Mollusca; Gastropoda; Aplysiida; Aplysiidae. The coding region runs from base 227 to 844 and encodes 205 amino acids. Gene Ontology annotation, molecular function: glutathione transferase activity. The record is from RefSeq and is a predicted model, not a curated record.